GUCGAGUCCACAAACACGCCCCCACUAAAGCAUUACUAGUCCGAACGUCACAUCUUUUUCUCUCCUCUCUUUCGAACAACCCUCUUGUCGUCAGUUCGUCACACAAACCCAAAUUCCUCUUUCUUACUUCAUUUUUUUCUGACCUUUUCUCUCUCUCAUCUUCAACCUCGAUUCCCCAAAUUUCAAAUUCUAGGGUUUCUUUUCGUUUCUUCUCCUUCGAUGUCGCAGAACAACGCAACAAUGGACGCGCCGGAUUUCCACCUACCUGACGAAGUAUUAUCCGUCAUCCCAACUGACCCUUACGACCAGCUCGAUUUAGCUCGUAAGAUUACUUCAAUGGCGAUUGCUUCUCGUGUCUCCAAUCUCGAAUCUGAAACCACUCGUCUUAAGCAGAGAGUUUAUGAUCAAGACCGCCUUAUUUUUGAACUUCAAGAGAAAUCUUCUCACCUUCAACAAGGGUUUAAUGAAGCUGAUUGUCGCCUAAAACUUGUCCUUGAUGAAAAUUUGAAAUUAGCGCAGGAGAGGGAUUCAUUGUCAGCGACUGUAAAGAAAUUGAGUCGUGAUUUAGGAAAGCUAGAGACAUUCAAGAGACAACUAAUGCAAUCACUCAGUGAUGACACUUCUUCCCAGACUGAAACUGUGGAUAUUGGGACAUGUGAUCAAUCAGUUCCUAGAGUUUAUCCAGACAAAGAUGCUGGUGCUAAUGGCUACACCAGACACCAUUCUAAUAAUGGGUCUACGGAAGCAAGAUACUCAAGCGAUGAAGUAAUGAAACAAACAGGUCAAAAAUAUUCAAUGAAUCCUUAUCAGAUUACCCCUCGUCUGACUCCUACCGGAACUCCUAAAGUUAUUUCGACUAGUGGUUCCCCCAGAUCUUACUCUGCUGUCGGAUCUCCCCAGAAGAAUUCUGGGGCAACAACUCCAACCAAAUUGCAUUAUGAUGGGCGGACUUCAUUGUCCUCAUGGUAUCCUUCAAGUCAGCAGUCAUCAGCAGCAAACUCACCGCCUCGUGUCCGGGCUUUACCAAGUCGGACCCCUCGAGUUGAUGGUAAGGAGUUUUUCCGCCAGGCUAGGAGCCUAUUGUCAUAUGAGCAAUUUAGUGCUUUUCUGGCGAACAUCAAGCAACUAAAUGAUCACAAGCAAUCGCGAGAGGAAACCUUGAGGAAGGCAGAAGAAAUACUUGGCAAAGAUAACAAAGAUCUUUACAUCUCAUUCCAAGGACUGCUCAACCGCAAUGUGCAUUAGUGCUUGCAAGCUUGCACUAAGACCCCUUCUGGUCUGUUCAAAUUUGUUCCAGCUCCUUUCUAAAAGACUUUUCUGCUUUAUCAUGCGGUGUACAAUUGAGGAGCUAAUGUAGCGAUGUUGACUCUUACCAACAUCAUUGUACUAUUUCAUGCAGGUUAUGCAGUGUAAGUAAGUUGUUUGCCUGCGAAUUAUGGAUUAGCUAUAAUUGUAAGGAACUUUUUGUCUGAAGGAAUUCUUUAUUCCUAUGAAGUCCAUUUAUUACUUUCAGAAAUUUGUUCCUAAUUUAAUGAUAUGUUACAGAAAUGAAAAUUGUACAUAUCGUUAACAUGAUGAAUUUCUGUCUCAGACCUUCGCAUAUUUUGCCUUGUUUUAUUUAUUUUACCUUUCAUAA
Beta vulgaris subsp. vulgaris (sugar beet) is the source of this 1636-nucleotide messenger RNA. RefSeq lists its product as uncharacterized. Bases 220 to 1245 code for a protein of 341 amino acids. The transcript has 10 exons. NCBI's taxonomy places the organism in Eukaryota, Viridiplantae, Streptophyta, Magnoliopsida, Caryophyllales, Amaranthaceae. The record is from RefSeq and is a predicted model, not a curated record.